AGUACGUAUUCUCCCUUCCGAGUUUAGAGUUUCUAUUUCCAUCAAAACCACAAAACAAUAACAAGAAAAAUAGAGUCUUAAGGUCUACAAUUAUGUUUCUGCAACUCCUAUUAUUGUUGCAGCUCUCAUGGAUAAUCCUAACAUCAGCAGCAACUGUAUUGCCGCAGUCGAAGCCUGGAUGUGAAUCCAAAUGCGGUGACUUCACAAUUCCAUACCCCUUUGGUAUAGGUCCCAGCGAGAAUGGGUGUUCCUUCACUAGAGACGGAUUACAGCUCUACAACAUCACAUGCGAUACAUCUUUCAACCCUCCCAAACCGUUCUUAUGGCUUGGCCUAAACUUAACUUCAGGUAAACGUUAUAUGUUUGAACUUACAAGUAUAUCCGAAACCGAAUUACGUGUUGAGAGAUCACCAUCCACGAUAUGUUAUGAUUACAAAACUGGUAAUGUUACCUUAGAUGCAUCCUACAUUUCUCCUUAUUUUUUGAGUACAAGAAAUACCCCAUUUACAGUUUCAUCAACCAAGAACAAAUUAUUUGGGAUUGGUUGUUAUUCCAUGGCGUACAUUCUUGAUCCAAAUCUUAACUUCACUACAAAUUGUGUCACGAAAUGUGAUACUAAGGAAAAUGUUGUAGAUGGUUCUUGUUCUGGAAGUGGGUGUUGUCAAGUAUCCUUACCUAAAGGUAUCAAGAGGUUCCUAAUCUAUGCUGAUUCAAUGAACUCAACGAAGGAGAGUUUAUCCUUCAAUCCUUGUAGUUAUUCAUUCAUAGGUGAGUUUGAUAAGUACACAUUCAGUGCUUCAGAUUUAGUAGGUUCAGAUUUCCGCACCAAAGGGAGAGAUAUACCAAUUGUGCUUGAUUGGGCUAUUGGUAACAAGACGUGCGAAGAAGCUCAAAAAGAUACGUCUACUUUUGCCUGCCAAAAAAAUAGUAACUGUAGCAAUUCAGACAAGGUUCCCGGAUAUCUUUGCACUUGCAACACAGGGUUCAUGGGGAAUCCAUAUCUAAGCCCUGGAUGCCAAGAUGUGAAUGAGUGUGAGGAUCAAGACAACAAUCCUUGUGCAGGAAUAUGCACAAAUACAAUAGGAAGCUACAAUUGUAGUUGUCCAGAGGACCACCACGGAGAUGGGAGGAAAGUUGGAACCGGUUGCAUUCGCAAAAACAAGGAAUUUCCUAUACUAAAAGUCACUCUUGGUAUUGGCUUGGGGUUCUUAUUUUUGAUUGUUGGUAGCUCUUUGUUAUACUUGAGCAUCAAAAGAAGAAAACUAAACGAACUCAAAGAGAAAUUCUUUCAACAAAAUGGUGGUUUACUAUUAAAACAACAACUAUCGUCGUAUGAAGGUGGUGCGGAGGCUACAAGAAUAUUUACAGCUGAAGAAUUAAAAGUGGCUACAGGUAAUUACAGUGAUAAACUGAUCCUCGGUAGAGGAGGUUUUGGAACGGUCUAUUUGGGAACUUUACCUGAUAAAAGUUUAGUUGCCAUUAAAAAGUCGAAGGUAAUUGAUGAGACCCAAAUUGAACAGUUCAUCAAUGAGCUUGUUAUUUUGGCUCAGGUUAACCAUCGAAAUGUGGUGAAGGUCUUGGGGUGCUGCUUAGAAACUGAAGUUCCCUUACUUGUCUACGAGUACAUUUCGAAUGGCACCCUCUUCCAACAUAUUCACAACAAGGCGGAUGGCAAGUCAUCUUCAGCUUCUCUUUCUUGGAAGAGCCGUUUGAGAAUUGCAACCGAAAGUGCAGGAGCACUUGCAUAUCUGCACUCAGCGGCUUCUCCACCCAUCAUUCAUAGGGAUAUUAAGUCCGGCAAUAUACUAUUGGAUGAAAAUUACACAGCUAAAGUAUCAGAUUUUGGAGCAUCGAGGUUGAAUACAUUAGGCCAAACCCAAAUAGACACUCUAGUGCAGGGAACGUUAGGGUAUUUAGAUCCAGAAUAUUUUCAUACUAGUCAGUUGACCGAUAAAAGUGAUGUCUAUAGUUUUGGUGUAGUUCUUGUGGAACUUUUAACCGGAGAAAAACCCCUUUCUCCUGAUCGACCCCAGGAACAAAGAAGUCUAGCUUCGUUUUUCAUUUAUGCAAUGGAAAGAAAUGAUAUCUUCAAGCUUGUUGAACCUCGGGUAGCUAAUGAAGGAAGCCGCGAGCAUGUCGUUGCAGUUGCCGAGCUCGCGAGGAGAUGUCUCUACACGGAGGGUGAAUAUAGACCCACAAUGAAACAAGUAGCUGCGGAGCUCGAAAGCUUGAGUAAAUCGGAGACGCGGCCGUCUGGAGCUCAUAAUCAACAGAGCCCUAAAAAGAAGUCCAGCGUAUUUAUUGACGAGCCAACGGACCUCUAUUCUGUUCCAAUAAGCUCGUACACCUCCGGUGAUUCUGGUCUGUGCAGUAUUGAGAAUUCUGAUCAGUACAGUAUAGAGAAAGAUGUGAUGAUGCCAAUGAACAUGCCCCGGUAAUACUGCACAAAAUUUUCUUUUAAUUGAUUGUAUGCUAUCAUUGGUAAGAUGCAAUAGCUGGCUUACCUUCUUCAUCAUUGGCCUACUUGGGUUAGAGUGUAUAAGUAUUGUUUGUGUUUUUCCUUUUUCUUUUCCUUUUUUGUAUGCUUCUCGGGAAUAAGCUCUCCCGAUUUUAGUAAUAUGUUCAAACGUCAAAUGAUUGUACCA
Papaver somniferum (opium poppy) is the source of this 2645-nucleotide messenger RNA. Its product is annotated as wall-associated receptor kinase 5-like. The record is from RefSeq and is a predicted model, not a curated record. Lineage: Eukaryota; Viridiplantae; Streptophyta; Magnoliopsida; Ranunculales; Papaveraceae. Gene Ontology annotation, cellular component: plasma membrane. Gene Ontology annotation, biological process: protein phosphorylation; cell surface receptor signaling pathway. Gene Ontology annotation, molecular function: protein serine/threonine kinase activity; ATP binding; calcium ion binding. The transcript has 3 exons. Bases 93 to 2438 code for a protein of 781 amino acids.